UUUCACACAGUAUUUUUCUCGCGUAUAUGAAUAAAAAAUUAGUGAAGAGCGUUUUGAAGUAACUAAUUGAUGGAAUCUAGAAACCAGUGCCACUGCUGCCUGCAGCGGCCUUCGGGGAAAGAUUUGAGGACACCGUACACUCGUCUCGGCAUAACGGAAAUAUACUCGGUCAUGAUCGAAGAAUGCUUUGUAAUCAAACUUACAACCGUUGACGAGGGCAAGAGUGGUAUCUGCAAGGUGUGUCUGAGGCGGCUGCGGGAGGCAUGCCUCUUCAAGAUGCAGGUGCAGCACUGCCAGGCCGAGCUGCAGGAGAGGUUAGAGGGAGGGCUGAGUGUCAAAGACGAGGAAGUCCUGGAGGUGACGCCUGAAGAUGACGCGUGCAGCGAGCCUUCCCAGCCUUCUUUAUCCGGCGCGUAUGGAGUUAGCUUGGCGCCUCUGUCCCUGCGCUGUAGGCAGCAGCUCGCGCUGGCGUGCUCCGUGAGGCUCGAGCGCCUCCGCCACUCCUCGCGCGCGAGCCAGCCGAGCCCCGCCAGCAGUGUGCAGGACGUGACGUCACACCGCGAGCCGAGCCCCGCCAGCAGUGUGCAGGACGUGACGUCACACCGCGAGCCGAGCCCCGCCAGCAGUGUGCAGGACGUGACGUCACACCGCGAGCCGAGCCCCGCCAGCAGUGUGCAGGACGUGACGUCACACCGCGAGCCGAGCCCCGCCAGCAGUGUGCAGGACGUGCCCGCUCACACACCCGCCGAGCAACAAGCCCAAACACACGAUACUCGCCCUACACACACCACACACAACUCUAGUUUAAUCACACAUCAACAACACCAUAUUGCACCACAAACGAAUAAGAAGACCUACUAUUGCGACAUGUGUAGUCAGCAAUUUACAUCAAAACUUAUUUUAAUCCGACAUAUCAGAACACAUAAACUCCUGGAACCUUAUCCAUGCGGAGUGUGUAAAGAUACAUUUGCAAAUAUAUUAAUAUUGAAUAAGCAUUUAAGGUUUCACUCUGCAGAGAGACCGUACGUGUGUGACGUAUGCAACAAGCGAUUUAAAGUAAGUACCACUUUAAAUCAACAUAGAAAAAUUCACACUAAACUAUACAUAUACAAAUGUAAUGAAUGUAAUAAGCAAUUCGCACGAAAAGAUACUUUAAGGAUUCAUGAAAUAACUCACCGUGAAGUGAAACCAUACAAAUGUAAAGAAUGUAACAAGCGAUUUGCAAAAAAAGGUGCUUUAAAGAUCCAUGGAAGAACUCACACUGGAGAGAAACCAUACAAAUGUAUAGAAUGCAACAGGAAAUACGCACAUCAGGAUAAAUUUGAUAAACAUAUAAGAAGUCACAUUGGACGUUCAAUCAAAUAUGACUGUGAUCAAUGUAACAAGCAAUUUACACGUCCAGCGCAUUUAAAAAUGCAUCAGAGAAUUCACACUGGAGAGAAAUAUGUCUGUGACCAUUGUAACAAGCAAUACAUAAGUAAAUAUCACUUAACUAGACAUAUUGAAAUUCAUGCCCCAGAAAGACCAGAAAAACCAUACACGUGUCAAGAAUGUAACAAGAAAUAUAAACGUAAAGAAUAUUUAGCAAACCAUAAUUUUGUGCACCACAGUGCGCGGAAACCAUUUAAAUGUUCAGCGUGCAAUAAGCAAUUUGCACUUAAAUCAUAUUAUGUAUAUCAUAAAAGAACCUGUGGUGAAGUUAAACCAUAUAAAUGUACAGAAUGUAACAAGGUAUUCACAAAUACAAUGUAUUUAAUUAAACAUGAAAGAAUGCACAAUGCAGGAAAAUUAAAUAGGUGUGACCAGCGGUUUGCACAAAAAUGUAAUUUAAAAACUCUUGUAAAAGAUAAACACAACAAUAUAAAAGAUAACAUACAAUUUACACAGAAAAAAAAUCUCCUUGCUUAUGAACGACGCGUUGAAGAUCAACCAUUCGAAUGCAAUGAACGUAACCAGCAAUUAAGUCAAAGAGGUAGUUUAAAUAACCGUAAAUUGAGUCACACCGGAGAGAAGCCGUAUAGUUGUGAAGAAUGUAACAACCAGUUUACAUUAAAAUCUGAAUUAGAAAGACAUAAAAAAAUACACACCGAUGAACAAUCAUACGAAUGCGAAAUAUGUGAAACAAUUUAUUUCGAUGAAAUGAGCUUAAUGAAACAUAUUGAAACACAUAAAUCUAGGGUAACAUAACAUUAUAAGUUGUUCGGUAAAAGGGUUAUUUAAUAUAACUCAUUGUCAGCCUAAUGUGGGUAUCCCACCGACAGAGACGCAGCUACAUAGUGUCUUGUCGUUCGGAGUCUGUUAACUUCAGUUCACCAUAUUGGUAGGUUCAAAGAAAAAACUCGUACCUGUAGUAGUAAAAUAGCGUAUAGUAAAAUUCAUGUAGAAAGUGACUUUUUGGUACCUAUGCG
Cydia splendana is the source of this 2408-nucleotide messenger RNA. Its product is annotated as zinc finger protein 883-like. Gene Ontology annotation, molecular function: zinc ion binding. The coding region runs from base 70 to 2187 and encodes 705 amino acids. Gene Ontology annotation, cellular component: nucleus. The transcript has 4 exons. The record is from RefSeq and is a predicted model, not a curated record. Lineage: Eukaryota; Metazoa; Arthropoda; Insecta; Lepidoptera; Tortricidae.